CAACAUGGCGACUUGCAUCGUGUACGUGGUGCUAUCUUUUUGUGCUGUUUUCGGUGCCGUUGUAGCAGAUUCAGAACAUGGUGAAGAGGCUCACAGUUACUCGGCGGAAGCAUUAAAUGAAAACGUCAUUAAAAACAAACAUUUUGUGAUGUUUUAUGCACCUUGGUGUGGCCACUGCAAGAGACUCGCUCCGACAUGGGAUGAACUUGCCAAAAUCUAUAAUGUAGACUCACCAGAAAGGCCAGUUGUUAUUGCUAAGGUUGACUGCACGGAGGAGACUGCAGUGUGUGCUGAUCAGGGAGUUACUGGCUAUCCAACACUCAAGUUUUUCUAUCAGUCUUCUACAGACUUUUCACGCUACAAAGGUCCAAGGGACUUAGAUAGUCUCAAAGCUUUUGUGGAGGAACAGUUCAGUCAGGGGGAGGAGAGUGACCCGAAGCCUCCUGAGCCUCUCCGGACACUGGUCGAGCUGACUGAGGGCACAUUCCUUGACCACAUCAAACAUGGCCAGCACUUUGUCAAAUUCUACGCCCCCUGGUGUGGUCACUGUCAGCGUCUCGCACCCACAUGGGAGGACCUGGCCAAGAGCUUCCAAUACAACGAGGAAGUCAGCAUAGCAAAGAUAGACUGCACAGCCACUGGUUCGGUGUGUGACUCCUUUUCUGUGCGGGGCUACCCCACCCUGAUGUGGAUGAAGGAUGGGCAGAAGGUUGACCAGUACCAGGGAGGUCGCAACCUGGAUGAACUGAAACAAUAUGUGUCGAGGAUGCUUUCUCGUGAUCAGUCUGAACAACUCAGGACGGACGAGAUGAUCGUGGAGGGCAGUCUGGAUGAUGAACCAGAGGCUGAAGUGCUGGACCUAACUGCUGAUGAUUUUGAUGAGGUUUUGGCUGAUGGAAUGGUAUUUGUCAAGUUCUUUGCACCCUGGUGUGGACAUUGUAAGCGGCUUGCACCAGUAUGGGACGAACUCUCUAAGAAGUUCCUUGACGUUGAAGAUGUCCAUAUUGCUAAGGUUGAUUGCACUGUACAAGGGGAUCUGUGCAAGAAACAUGAGGUCCGAGGCUAUCCGACACUGAUCUUAUUCAACAACGGCGUGAAGAUCAGUGAAUAUAACGGUGCCAGAGAUAUGGAGUCCCUCUACUCAUUUGUUGAUCAAAAUAAAAUAAAGAGGGACGAGUUGUAGACACGCCUAAAACUCUGUACAAGUUUAACUUGUGUACCUGACAAGGUGUCUGGUAAUAUCUGUGCAAAAGAUGCUACUUUGAUGUGUGUAAUGUGAAAGAAGUUAUUAAUGAUAUAGUAAAUUCUUUUAGCACAUAUUUGGAUUUUUUUUAAGAUGGGUAAUGUCGAUGUAAGUAGUAUCAGGGCUAAUUUAAUAACACCUUGCUCUACAUAACACAGAAAAUGUCUAAACAAGUAAUUGAAAUGCAGUGACCAUCUGUAAGUCUGGAUGCUGAGUCUAGAAACCUGCCAGUCUUUGUCACUGAUUCUUUAAUUUAGUAACUGUUAAUCCCGAUGAUUUUUACUGAGAAUGGUGCCGUCCAGAUAAAUAAGGUUUCAUUGUAUCGACCAGAGAGUGAAAUAUAUUCUUUAAAGUUAGGAUGUAGGUCCAAUGAAUAUGGAAAAUAACAGUGGUUCUCAAGACUGGUUUAUGACAGGCUAUGAAAUGGUCGUCAUGCCAACACCCAGGUUGAUUUCCCCGCAGGGGUACACUGUGUGGAGCCCAUCCCCCACUGUGAUAUUGCUGGGAUAUAGCUGAAGGCGGUGUAAAACACUCUCGCUAUGACAUACAACUGAUGUUACUGACUUGGUGCCACUGGCUCCGAUCAAGUUGAUCUGAACAGGUGUUUGUCAGUCUGGAAGAUCUCGUAUAUUCUAAAUAUUUGAAUAAUGUAAUCUCAUAAUAGUAUAUUUACAAAGAUGAAACAAUGAACAGAAUUAAUAUUUUCAUAUGUAGACCGAAGGUUUGGGAUUUCCUACACCUUUUUUUGGUAUGGAUGCAUCAAUGCUACUGAUGUUGGUAUGGCUGCAUCAACGCCACUUAUGUUGGUAUGGAUGCAUCAACACCCCUCAUGUUGGUAUGGAUGCAUCAACGCUACUGAUUUUGGUAUGGAUGCAUCAACACCACUGAUGUUGGUAUGGAUGCAUCAACGCCACUGAUGUUGGUAUGGAUGCAUCAACGCCACUGAUGUUGGUAUGAAAGCAUCAACGCUACUGAUGUUGGUAUGGAUGCAUCAACGCCACUGAUGUUGGUAUGGAUGCAUCAAUGCCACUGAUGUUGGUAUGGAUGCAUCAAUGCCACUGAUGUUGGUAUGGAUGCAUCAACACCCCUCAUGUUGGUAUGAAUGUAUUGACACCACUUAUGUUGGUAUGGAUGCAUCAACACCCCUCAUGUUUGUAUGGAUGCAUCAACACCCCUCCUUGGUAUGAAUGCAUUGACACCCUGUUGUUGGUAUGGAUGCAUUGACACCCUGUUGUUGGUAUGGAAACAUGUACACCCCUCCUUGGUAUGGAUGCAUUGACACCCUGAUGUUGGUAUGGAAACAUGUACACCCCUCCUUGGUAUGGAUGCAUUGACACCCUGAUGUUGGUAUGGAAACAUGUACACCCCUCCUUGGUAUGGAUGCAUUGACACCCUGAUGUUGGUAUGGAAACAUGUACACCCCUCCUUGGUAUGGAUGCAUUGACACCCUGUUGUUGGUAUGGAUGCGCCUACAUCCCUUCUGUUGGUAUAAUAAAUGACUGGUUCCUUA
Messenger RNA from Haliotis rufescens (red abalone), 2753 nucleotides. Its product is annotated as thioredoxin domain-containing protein 5-like. The coding region runs from base 5 to 1183 and encodes 392 amino acids. Gene Ontology annotation, biological process: protein folding. NCBI's taxonomy places the organism in Eukaryota, Metazoa, Mollusca, Gastropoda, Lepetellida, Haliotidae. Gene Ontology annotation, cellular component: endoplasmic reticulum. The record is from RefSeq and is a predicted model, not a curated record. The transcript has 9 exons. Gene Ontology annotation, molecular function: protein disulfide isomerase activity.